AUGAACGAAGACUUUGGCUUCUCCUUCGCGCAACCCUCUCAUGCACCGAAGAAUCCCUUCGAAUCACUCCCGCCUCUCAGGCAAGCGUCCCAUAGCAGCCUUCCAGAAGCUUCGCAUUCCAAUGCCUCUACUCAAGCGACAUCUACUACUCCUCUCUUCGGUGCAAGGUCGAGAGGCAUGUUCCCCUUUCGACCGACGGCUCCUUACCCCCUCGCCCAGAGCACGUUGCCGCAAGAUAGUCCUUCCAGCAGGGGAUCGAGCACGACUGAUGGAGAAUCUGCAUCUGCCAAGAAGGGCGUUGAGAAGGAUUCGGGUAUGGGCAGGGGGGGUAUUGGCGGAGGCGGAGGCGAGAGGAAGUUUUUCCAACCAACAGCGAGAGAUGGUCACGUCCCGCCUAUCAUUCAACGCAAGGCACCACCCGAACGAGAACCUGAACCUCAUCAUGGAUUCAAGCCUUCCCCAGCUCGUCAGCCUUCGUAUCAUGCAGCGCCUAUCGCACCCUCUCCGGUUCGACAACCUGCUAGUCAUGUCCCGCCUGCUUCACGAUCGUCCCAUUCUGUCGCUCAACCUGCCCCCAAAGGCCAUUCCCGAGGCUGGGGCGAUCCCCCCUUCAAGUACCAGCAACCGAGUGUAGAAGACGUUCCCGACCGAGAGGGUGGUCAAGGCUCGCAAGACACCCAUCGCCCUCCCUCUCAUACCACUCGACCGAACUUUGAGUAUGAGCCAAUGGACACCGGCGAGUCUCAUCAGUAUGCUCGAGAAGGAGACGACAGUGGAAGCGAUCCGUCUUCUACCGAUACUGCUGUACAAGACGGCGCAUCCACCGCUGCCCAUCGAGUAUCUCAUCUCUCCACCGACGACUAUCGCUCCCCGCAACCCAAAGCUUCAUCUCACAAACUCGAUUCGCCCUCGUCCGUCCUCUACCUCGACCCCGAGGCGCAAGACGGCACGCCUCGUCAACAAAUGCAACAGCCCUCGACGCUUGCGCACUCUGUCAGGCAAGGCCAGCAUAGCAUGCAAUUCCAGCCGUCUCCCCCGCAGGCAAGAGGCGUGCGGCAGCCAGAGUCGUCACCUUCGCACCCCAUGAACGAUGCUCAGCCGCCUCAAAAGAUACGCUUGCAGCAGCAGGAGGCGCCUAAGACGGUAGAAAGGGCAGAGCCAGUGCACGGUCACGACAAAGACGUCGCUGCGGGGAGAGGAGAGAGGGAUCAAGCUGGAAGCUCGGAGCAGGUGCUGCUGAGUUUGUUGCAGACCAAGAACGGCGAGAUCGAUGGUCUCCGAGGCGAUAUUCGCAACUACCAGAAGCUUCUUCAACAGAAAGAGUCAAGCCACGAUGACCUCAUCAGCCAACAUCAGCGCCUCGUCGAGUCAUACGCCAAAGACGAGGAGACUUGGAAGACCAGCAUGGGGAGUGCUAAGCGCUGGAAAGAUAGUGUGAAGCAGAAAGAGUAUGUCAAAUCUCAAGCGAUGCAAGCCCUUCAAGAGAGCUACGCCGAGCAAAGCAGUUCUUAUCAACAAUCGCUGGGAGAGUUGUCUCGAGAGCUUGGCGCGUUCAAGUCUACGACUUUAGAAGAGACUCAACAGCAGUUAUCCGGCCAUGCCUCCACCAUCGGCAACAUACGCGAAGCUCUCAACCAAGUCAAGCAGAGUCUUACUUCUCACGACAUUGCUGUUGAUGAGCUGCAGAAUGUGAAAGCAACCAAAGAAGGCCUCGAGAAAGCGUUGAACGAGCAGCGUAUAGAGCUCGAUGAUGCGAGGGCGAAACACUCAAAUAUGGAGCUCAAACUUCGAGAGUACGAAGAGACUGUCGGGCCAGACAUCAAGUCGGUCUUGAGCAACCUCGAGUCCAUGAAAGCCCACUCGAUACACGAAUCGGCGGCCCUGCAAGAUACUCUUCGCUCCUUACACAAACAAAGCGACAAGUUGAGUCAGAAAGAGAAGGACUAUAUCAUGCUUCAAGCCGACUAUCGCUCUCUCCAGUCAUCCAAAAAAUCAGUCGAUGAGCAGAUAUCUAAAGUCGAAUCCUUCCUGAGCAAUCGUGGAUGCGCCAAAAGCGGAUUAGUGUGCAUGAUAGAAGAGCUGGAAAAGACACAUGCUUCCGACAUUGCUGAAUGUGCGAAGGAGGUCGAAGAGAAAGAGAAGCAGGCAGCGGAGUUACAAUCAACGCUCGAGAAAGUUCAGAAAGAGCUCGAGGCGGCGCAAGCUCGUACGUCGGAACUGCAAGAUAGCUCAGAACUGCAAGACAACAUCAACAAAUCCCUCACCGACUCGAAUGCUGAGCUCGAAGAUCAAGUCGCAUCAUUGCAGGAAGCUGCGAAAGUACAGGGAGAGAAGGAACGGGCGUUGAAGCAGGAAGUAGAGGAGCUUGGGGAUGCGAAGCAGGCUUUGACGGAUCGUUCAACGGCACUCGCACAAAAGGUUCAAGAGGCAGAGUUGCGUUUGCAAGCCGCGCAGACGUCUCUCAAGGACAGUAAGAAGUCCGAAAAGCAUCUCGAGGCCCAAGUCUGUACGCUCUCAAAGCAGCUCGAAGCACACCUCAAACAGCAGAGCGAUACAAGUCACGUCCAUGACCUUCUCGGAGAGCUUCAAACUCGAAUGGAACAGCUCAAGAGCGAACAGGAUGACGCCGUCGAGCUGCAGCGCGCCAACACCCAGAUACUGCAAAAAGACCACGCUAUCUCGUCCAUCCAAAGCUCUCUCGACAAUGCUCAUCGAACCAUCGACGAACUGAACGACGAGAUCCGCAAGCUGAGGGCCGGGUUCGAACAAGUGUCUAGCGAGAAUGCGCGAAUCAGAAAAGAGGUUGAUGAACAGGCUGAGGGGGGGAUAGAUUUGAUCGAGAGAUGGGAGAGGGAUCAGCUUUCGGCGGAUGAGGUUGUCAUGGUUCAGCGAGUCACUCAACAGAUCAAACGAGGCGAACAAGCUUUCUACCGACAAGAGCUCGACGAGAAAGCGAAUGUUACGAAGAAGCUCGAAGCGCGCUGCAAGAAGCUCGAAUCGCAGAUAUCAUCGCUUUCACAUGUCAAAAUGUCCAACAGCAUGGCGGCGUCCGUGGCCCCUCUGGCCAUCACCGAAGCUGUUGCGGUACUCUCGCCUUACACGAGCUCGUCGACGAGUACUGUACAUGCAGGCAAGACUAUCUCUCCACACUCGCCUACCAAGCACGCCGAAGACUCGAAGGCGUCCUUCUACUCUCCCCUCGGCACCAAGUCAUCGACCGCUUUCCUUUCCGAACCGCCCUCAAACUCGACUAUUGGAAGAAAAAGAAGACUGAUGGAUGCUGAUGUUGACAGCGCGGAAGACAUUUCUAUUAUGGGGAACGGUCCGGUCAACGACGAGAUGGAUGCGAGCGUGAAUGAGGCUACUUUCAACAUUCCCCCAUCGACGCAGGCGCAUUCGAGCACGCAGUCUGUCACUAAACCCCAGAAGAAGACUCGGUUUGCUGAUAUCCUCCACUCAUCUACACCACCCGACUCUUUGCCCGAGGACAUGGAUGACCCCAUCGAGCCCGCCACUUCGCAGCCCCAGCCCCAGCCCCAGCCCCAGUCCCAGGCCAAGCAGCGCGAUGGACUUCCGCCUCCUUCUCAGAUGCCCAAGACGUACAAGAAGAGCAAGACAGGGAGUAAGAGCAAGGUGGACAGUGGGGUUCAAGGAGGAGGAGCGAGCAGUGGGGGAGGUGACACGAGAAAGUUGAGGGGGGGAAGGAAAUCUCUUUAG
Cryptococcus wingfieldii CBS 7118 is the source of this 3717-nucleotide messenger RNA. RefSeq lists its product as hypothetical. NCBI's taxonomy places the organism in Eukaryota, Fungi, Basidiomycota, Tremellomycetes, Tremellales, Cryptococcaceae. The record is from RefSeq and is a predicted model, not a curated record. Bases 1 to 3717 code for a protein of 1238 amino acids. The transcript has 20 exons. Gene Ontology annotation, cellular component: Golgi apparatus.